Molecule: messenger RNA, 1101 nt
Organism: Gorilla gorilla gorilla (western lowland gorilla)
Lineage: Eukaryota; Metazoa; Chordata; Mammalia; Primates; Hominidae
Product: glutathione hydrolase 1 proenzyme-like
Exons: 7
Coding region: 1-1020 (339 amino acids)
Biological process (GO): glutathione catabolic process; regulation of inflammatory response; regulation of immune system process
Cellular component (GO): plasma membrane
Molecular function (GO): glutathione gamma-glutamate hydrolase
Source: RefSeq, a predicted model, not a curated record
AUGAAGAAGAAGUUAGUGGUGCUGGGCCUGCUGGCCGUGGUCCUGGUGCUGUUCAUUGUCGUCCUCUGUCUCUGGCUGCCCUCAGCCUCCAAGGAACCUGACAACCAUGUGUAUACCAGGGCUGCCGUGGCUGCGGAUGCCAAGCAGUGCUCGGAGAUUGGAAGGGAUGCACUGCGGGACGCUGGCUCUGCAGUGGAUGCAGCCAUUGCAGCCCUGUUGUGUGUGGGGCUCAUGAAUGCCCACAGCAUGAGCAUCGAGGGUGGCCUCUUCCUCACCAUCUACAACAGCACCACCCAUGAGUGCCUCGGAAGAGGAGAGGGAGAGGGGCAGGGGUUGUGGGUUGGGCCGAGGCACAGAAAAGCUGAGGUCAUCAAUGCCCACGUGGUGGCCCCCAGGCUGGCCUUUGCCAGCAUGUUCAACAGCUCGGAGCAGUCCCAGAAGCGAGGGCUGUCGGUGGCGGUGCCUGGGGAGAUCCGAGGCUAUGAGCUGGCACACCAGCGGCAUGGGCGGCUGCCCUGGGCUCGCCUCUUCCAGCCCAGCAUCCAGCUGACCCGCCAGGGCUUCCCCAUGGGCAAGGGCUUGGCAGUAGCCCUGGAAAACAAGCGGACGGUCAUCGAGCAGCAGCCUGUCUUGUGUGAGGUGUUCUGCCGGGAUAGAAAGGUGCUUCGGGAGGGGGAGAGACUGACCCUGCCACGGCUGGCUGACACCUACGAGACGCUGGCCAUUCAGGGUGCCCAGGCCUUCUACAACGGCAGCCUCACGGCCCAGAUUGUGAAGGACAUCCAGGCGGCCGGGGGCAUUGUGACAGCUGAGGACCUGAAUAACUACUGUGCUGAGCUGAUCGAGCACCCGCUGAACAUCAGUCUGGGAGACGCAGUGCUGUACAUGCCCAGUGCGCAGCUCAGUGGGCCCGUGCUGGCCCUCAUCCUCAACAUCCUCAAAGCUGAGUGGUUGCACCACAGCUGUGUGGGUACAGCUUCUCCCGGGAGAGCGUGGAGACCCCCGAGCAGAAGGGCCUGACGUACCACCGCAUCAUAGAGGCUUUCCGGUUUGCCUACGCCAAGAGGACCCUGCUUGGGAACCCCAAGUUUGUGGAUGUGA